Molecule: messenger RNA, 957 nt
Organism: Phaethon lepturus (White-tailed tropicbird)
Lineage: Eukaryota; Metazoa; Chordata; Aves; Phaethontiformes; Phaethontidae
Gene: C1QB
Product: complement component 1, q subcomponent, B chain
Exons: 3
Coding region: 1-957 (318 amino acids)
Molecular function (GO): protein binding
Source: RefSeq, a predicted model, not a curated record
AUGAAAGUGCCACUGAAGAAAGGGCAGGAGCUAAAGAUAAAAAAAGGAUGUGGUCCAGGUUCUUUCACAACAGCCUUUGCAGAAAACUUCCGCUUCCCCCCACGGUCAUUUCCAAGCAGGACACUGGUGCGUCCUGCUCCAUCUCCUGGUCCGUGCAACAAGACGCUCAAGGUAAGCAAGAGCAAGCUGUCGGCGGGGCUGGGCCCCAGCUCCCCGCUGCAGAUGCAGACCACGUGGGUGAUGCUGAUCUGCCUGGCUGGAGGGCAGCUUGCAAGUGCCACACUCUGCAAGACCUAUGGCACCAUCCCAGGCAUCCCCGGGUCACCAGGACAGCCUGGGAGCAACGGCAGAGAUGGGGAGAAUGGCCUAAAGGGAGAGCAAGGUCCCCCUGGCCAGGUGGAGUACGAAGGAGACAUGGGGGAGAAGGGAGACCCAGGAGCGCCAGGGUACCCUGGGAAGAUUGGCCCCAAGGGCCCCCCGGGUUCAAAGGGAUUGCCAGGUCCCAUGGGACCCCCUGGCCCUCAGGGGGACUCUGGUGACUACAAGGCCACCCUCAAGUCUGCCUUCUCUGCUGCCAGGACCAUCAGCUCCUACCCACGCCGGGACCAGCCUAUCCGCUUCGACCGCAUGAUCACCAACGAGAAGGGCCACUAUGAGAACCGGUAUGGCCGCUUCAUCUGCCGGGUCCCAGGCAUCUACUACUUCACCUACCACAUCACCUCUAGGGGCAACCUGUGCCUCAGUGUGAAAAAGGGCCGGGGUGGUAGCAGGGGCGAGAAGGUGGUGACCUUCUGUGACUAUGUGCACAGCAGCUACCAGGUUACCACGGGUGGUGUGGUCCUCAAGGUGGCAGCAAAUGAGUCCAUCUGGCUGGAGCCAACAGAGAAGAACUCUGUGGUAGGGAUUGAAGGGUCUGACAGCAUCUUCUCCGGCUUCCUCAUCUUCCCUGAGGCUUAG